This is a messenger RNA of Hypoxylon fragiforme, 1008 nucleotides long. RefSeq lists its product as uncharacterized. NCBI's taxonomy places the organism in Eukaryota, Fungi, Ascomycota, Sordariomycetes, Xylariales, Hypoxylaceae. The record is from RefSeq and is a predicted model, not a curated record. The transcript is spliced from 2 exons. The coding region runs from base 1 to 1008 and encodes 335 amino acids.
AUGCACCCAUCGGCUUCUACACAUGACUACUAUGCCAUCCUCGGUGUCGGGAGGAGAGCGGACGCCGAGAGCAUCAAGGCAGCAUGGAGGCACCUGGCGAGGGUCAAACACCCGGACAAGAACCCCGGGAACCCGAAAGCGACAGCAGAGUUCCAACUGUUACAAUCAGCUUACUCCACGCUGAGCAACCCAGAGCGACGGAGGCAAUACGAUGAGCUUCGCUUCGCGUACUCCUUCGAGAAGAAGAAGAAGCAGGCCAGCAGCAACAGCAACACAGAACGCAGCAGCAGCCGUCGCGCAUCGUCAACGCCGCAGCCCGCAUCAUCAUCACCACCCCACCCAUCUAGUGGCCGAGCGCCCAAGGGACCCGGGAGCCACGCGUUGAAAGCGCGGCUGGAGCGCCUGCGCGCGAUGAAGGCCGCGCACGAGGCGGAGAUCACGAAAGCGCGGCUGCGGAUGAGCUCGAUGGACUGGGAGACGAACCACGGCCGCGAGGACGACGUGUCCGACACCGAGUCCGGGGUGUCGACCGCCACCGCCUCGUCAACCUCGUCAUCUGGCGCAGGAGCCUCCGCGCCGCGCCGACGGGACCACCACCGCAGCCACAUAGACAACCGCAGCUGGUGGGAGAAGCUCGUGGCGACCGUGGUCUCCGGUGGCCAGGAAGAGGAAGACGACGAAGAAGACGAGGAUGAGCACUUAGACUACGAUGAUAGCCAGCGGAAGGCAGCAGCAUCAGCAGCAGCAGCAGACCAGCAGCGGAGAAGAGUGAACUGGGAGUCCGCGCGGCAGCACACGAAGGUGGAGCAGUCGAUGCGGCAGUGGGAGCUGAUCCGCUCGCUCGAGGUCGACCUGAGCCUGAUCACGCGCGAGAUCCGCAACGUGGUGCAGCAGGAAGCCGAGGAGCAAGAAAAAGCCGAGCUGGCUGCUGCAAAGCAGAAGGCGAAGCUGGAGAGGCAGCGGCGGCGCGAGCAGGAGCGCAGACAAGGGACGACGAGGGCUUGGUAA